Molecule: messenger RNA, 648 nt
Organism: Penicillium lagena
Lineage: Eukaryota; Fungi; Ascomycota; Eurotiomycetes; Eurotiales; Aspergillaceae
Gene: mrpl4
Product: mitochondrial 54S ribosomal protein uL29m
Exons: 3
Coding region: 1-648 (215 amino acids)
Biological process (GO): mitochondrial translation
Cellular component (GO): mitochondrial large ribosomal subunit; mitochondrial ribosome
Molecular function (GO): structural constituent of ribosome
Source: RefSeq, a predicted model, not a curated record
AUGCAUCGGCAGUCCGUGGCCCGUCUAGCUGGCCAUGGCCGCCUAGCUCUGGCAGAAUUGCCUCCACCCUACCUGGCACCAUCUCUGCAUUUCCCAUCGAGCCGGUCGGCCCAGUCCUCGAGCUUUUCGUCAACAGCCAUUGCUGCACGCGACCUGAACAGAAACCGAGCCGUGUCAGCCAUCCAUCGGACUGGUCCCAGAUACCCUCUGAGUGUGUCGAAAUACCCAUUGCCGAAGCCGGUUUCACCUAAAGACAUGAAGCCCCGAGACCCCAACCCCAACCACGGCCUCUGGGGCUUCUUCCCGCCCAACCACGAGGCAUUGAGCGACCCGGAAUACGAUAUGGAUUUCGGUCGCCCGUGGGCCAUCCAAGAACUCCGCGAGAAGUCCUGGGAGGACAUCCAUUCCCUGUGGUGGGUUUGUGUCAAGGAGCGCAAUCGCAUCGCCACAUCAAACUAUGAGAGGGAGCGAUUCAAGCCUGGAUACGGUGCACACGAGUCCGAGGAGCGGGACAAUGCGAUCCGACGUACUAUGGAAGCGAUCAAGUAUGUCCUCCGUGAGCGGUGGUACGCCUAUGAGGAUGCGAAGCAGCUGUACGCCAAGGGCUAUCGCCCGGAGAGCAGCAUCGAGAGUGAGGAGGCCUUGUAG